CCCCCGGCCGAAUCCAGUUCGCUCCUUCUCGCCGCACCGCGCACUGUUCCUGCACCAGCUUGGCCUCCUUUUAAAGGCCGCCGCGCCCUGCUUCCCCUGCUUGCCAGCAACUUCCCAAUUCCCUCAACCACCCCUUCCUCCUCACCUGCUUCUUCUACCGAUCAGCGAUCAUCAGCUCCCACAGGCCACAGGCCACAGGCCACAGGCACCACACUACUAGAGAGAGAGAGAAGAAGAAGAAGGUGAAGGAGGCUCUGCAGAUUUAUUUCUGGCCGCAGCAAAAUUCAGCUCAGAAGCCGGCAGGACGAACAGUCAGCGAUCGAGCCGGCAGCGUGCGGCGUGUUCCGUGGGAUGCCCGCGGCGGCGCCGGCGAUCUGAGCCAUGAACCAGUACGUCCCUGAUUGGAGCAGCAGCAUGGGGGAAGCCUUCGCGACAUUGAACGGCGACGACGAGGGGCUCAUGGAGCUGCUGUGGUGCAACGGCCACGUGGUCAUGCAGAGCCAGGCGCCGGGGAAGCCGACGAGGCCCGAGAAGGUUGCUGCGGCGGCGGCGGCGGUGGUGCAAGACGACGAGGCGGCGGCGUGGUUCCAGUACCCGGCGGAGGACGCGCUCGAGAGGGACCUCUUCACGGAGCUCUUCGGGGAGGAGCAGGCGGAGUGCGCGGCCCACCGGAGCGCGAUGAUGACGCCGCCGCCGCGGGAGAAGGCGUGCCCGGGGGACCUCGGAGACGUCUCGCACGCCGCCGCGGCGAGGGCGGCCGCCGGCGGCGAGUGCGCGGCGACCACGACGGAGGCCGUCGUCGAGUCGUCCAUGCUGACGGUCGGGUCGAGCUUCUGCGGGAGCAACCACGUGCAGACACCGCGCGCCCGCGCCGGCGCGCCGCCGCCGGGGGCCGCUGGGAAGUCCGGCGGCAGGGCCCGCGACGCGGCGACGGUGACCUCGUCGUCGAUGCGGCCGCCGUCCUGCACCACCAGGACCGGGCAGCCAGGCGCCACCGCCCACCGCAGCGGCAAGCGGAAUAAGCCGAGCGACGCCGCGGAGACCGAGGACGCGGAGUUCCAGUCCGCCGACGCGACGUGCGAGCCGGCGCAGAAGCUGACGACGGCCAAGCGGCGGCGCGCCGCCGAAGUGCACAACCUCUCGGAGCGGAGACGAAGGGACAGGAUCAACGAGAGGAUGAAGACCCUGCAGGAGCUCAUUCCCCACUGCAACAAAACGGACAAGGCGUCGAUGCUGGACGAGGCGAUCGAGUACCUCAAGUCGCUGCAGCUCCAGCUGCAGAUGAUGUGGAUGGGCGGCGGGAUGGCGGCGGCAGCGCCGGUGAUGUUCCCGGCGGGGGUGCACCAGUACAUGCAGCGGAUGGUGGCCCCUUCCCACGUGGCGUCCAUGCCAAGGAUGCCGUUCAUGGCGCCGCCGGCCGUGCAGAGCCCGCCGGGGGCCGACCCCUACGCGCGCUACCUCGCCGUCGACCACCUGCAGCCGCCGCCGCCGCCGGCGGCGGCGGCCCCCAUGGUACCACCCAUACGCCGCUGGACUUCUGCCACGAUGCAUGCACGUAUGCCUCCGCUGUUUCCUGAGAGAUUUCAGCAGCAUUACCUGCAGGGGAUGGGCUUCUACCAGCAGCAGCAGCAGCAGCAGCAGAGCCCGGCGCCGCCACCGCCGCCGCCACCCGCCGUGCCGGCCAGCAGCCUGCCAGCGGCGACUGCACGGACGUCGCCACCCGACGGCACCCUGCACAAGAAAUACGAAAACUGUGGCAAGCCUGAGAUCCAGUGUAUCACCAGCUGAUGGGGAUUCUGAUUCUACAUGUUUGUGUAGUUAGUAAUAGUACUGAUGCUGUAAGGUUAAGGCUUGACUGGGAUCUAUAUAUAUAACUAGUCAUAGAUAAAUUUGAGAUUUGUUCAAUCCCUUGACUGAUCAAGUCAUUUCUUACGCGUUUGAUAGGCAGUGUAGUAAUUCGAUCGGCGAUUGAGAUUUGCCAAGUCACGCGAUUCUUUCUCGCGAUAUAUGCAAAAAUGUUGAUAUGUACUGAAUGGUGUUGUGUUCCACAACUGGUUGACCAUGUCAUGGUUAGUCUAUGAUUAGAUUGUUUACCCAAAUUGUUUCAGAGAUCAUUUGGGAAAAUGUAA
Molecule: messenger RNA, 2129 nt
Organism: Panicum virgatum (switchgrass)
Lineage: Eukaryota; Viridiplantae; Streptophyta; Magnoliopsida; Poales; Poaceae
Product: transcription factor PHYTOCHROME INTERACTING FACTOR-LIKE 13-like
Exons: 8
Coding region: 382-1788 (468 amino acids)
Cellular component (GO): nucleus
Molecular function (GO): protein dimerization activity
Source: RefSeq, a predicted model, not a curated record